Messenger RNA from Telopea speciosissima, 1264 nucleotides. Its product is annotated as KH domain-containing protein At3g08620-like. The record is from RefSeq and is a predicted model, not a curated record. The transcript has 7 exons. Gene Ontology annotation, cellular component: nucleus. Gene Ontology annotation, molecular function: mRNA binding. The coding region runs from base 182 to 1030 and encodes 282 amino acids. Lineage: Eukaryota; Viridiplantae; Streptophyta; Magnoliopsida; Proteales; Proteaceae. Gene Ontology annotation, biological process: regulation of mRNA splicing, via spliceosome.
UUUUGCACUUACGGUGGGCACGUUAAGACUUAAGAGGGAGCAAACUUUCCCCCCUCCUUUCUGCAACUGAACAGAACUUUCGACCUUGUGUCGCACAACCCCAGACCUCUCCUUUACUAUUUUCUUUCAUUUUUUUUUUUCCUUUGCCAAGAAACGAAACCCGUUUUCAUAUCCAGAAAGCAUGUCAGGUUUGUAUGCUCAGAAUUUCUCACCUGGGAGAGCUGCUUCCCCACAGAUAAGGAGCACGCCGGACAUCAUCGAUAGUCAGUACUUGACAGAGCUAAUAGCAGAGCAUCAGAAGCUUGGGCCUUUCAUGCAAGUUCUUCCAAUAUGUAGCCGACUUUUGAAUCAAGAGAUUAUGCGAGUCUCAGCCAUGGUCUCCAACCAAGGGUUUAGUGACUACGACAGGUUGCAGCAUGGAAGCCCCAGCCCCAUGAGUUCCUCAAACUUCAUGCCAAAUGUUGGUGGAACAGGUUUAAAUGUUUGGAACAGCUUCCAGCAUGAGAGAUUAGGUGGGGCACAAGGGAUGUCAAUGGACUGGCAAGGGGUACGAGCAAGCCCCAGUUCUCAUGUUGUCAAGAAGAUUUUGCGCUUGGAAAUUCCAGUAGAUAGUUAUCCUAAUUUCAAUUUUGUUGGGCGGCUUCUGGGCCCCAGAGGCAAUUCACUAAAACGAGUGGAAGCUUCUACAGGCUGCCGUGUGUACAUUCGAGGAAAAGGUUCAAUAAAGGACCCAGGAAAGGAGGAGAAGCUAAGAGGAAGACCAGGCUAUGAGCACCUGAAUGAUCCACUCCACAUCUUGGUUGAGGCUGAGUUACCCAUCAAUAUUGUUGAUACAAGGCUGAGACAGGCUCAAGAAAUUAUAGAAGAACUGCUUAAACCUGUGGAUGAAUCACAGGAUUUCUAUAAGAGAGAACAGCUACGGGAACUAGCUCUAUUAAAUUCUAAUUUCAGAGAAGAGAGCCCCCAUCCAAGUGGUAGUGUCUCUCCUUUCAAUUCGAGUGGAAUGAAGCGAGCAAAAACUGGGCGGUAGAGGAUCAUACUCUCAUUUCCUCUACAAUGGUUUCACAUAUCCUUGUCACAGAUACGCCAUGCACUGAUAUACCUUAUACACAUCGAUUUUGUCAAAUGAAGGCAGGGACUCAUGAAACAAGCUGGUGAGUCCUCUAGGGGUUCUUUUGAAUUUUAUGUUUCUGAAUUUUUUUUUUCUCCAUUGGGAAACAGAAAAUGAAAAGAUACAUGUGUCAUAGUUAAAGUUUUUUUUUUU